AACGCGGAGCCGUUAAGAUCGACCGACUAGAGCUUAAAGCGAGGGAGAAAAGCUAAUAUUUAUAUGUAUAUUUUCAUUCACUUUGAUUGAUGAUUUAUUUGACAGCCUGCAAAGUGUUAUUUCAUAGCUUUUGUUUUCGUUGCAGUGGCUACUUUUUCGGGUGAUUUUUUUUUUUUAUUUUUUUUAACGAGUGUGCGUUGUUAACAAACCGUUUCUUAAACAGAUGUGCUCAUUUUACGCAUUGGUUUUUUAUCAAAUAAAUAUAUCAGUUAUUGUUUACUAAACAUUUAAGUGUCGAAGUAUAAAACUAUUCUCACAACAAAAUGGCUGAUGUGAUUGAGAAGGUAAACGCCGCUGAGUGCGAAGAAAUCGCAGAGCUUGAGCAAAACAAAAGCCAAAUUGAAAAACGGCCAACGGAGUAUCCCAAAUCGGUUGCAUUCAUUAUCAGCAAUGAGUUCUGUGAACGCUUCAAUUAUUAUGGAUUGCGAACGAUUCUCGUGCUGUACCUCACCACAAAAUUGCACUACGACAAGGAUACGGCGACCGUGCUCUUCCACAUAUUCUCCAUGUUGGUGUAUUUGUUUCCGAUAGUUGGCGCCAUUAUCGCCGACAGCUGGUUGGGCAAAUUCAGAACCAUUCUAUAUUUGUCUAUGGUGUAUGCCUUGGGUGGCGUGAUUGUAUCGCUGGGUGCUAUUCCAUUGCUGCACCUGCCCGUAAAAGAAAUCACUAUACUCGGUCUGACGCUGAUCGCGCUCGGCACCGGUGGAAUUAAGCCGUGCGUUUCAGCAUUCGGCGGCGAUCAAUUCCGCAUGCCCGAACAAGCGAAACAACUGGCCACCUUCUUUUCGCUUUUUUAUUUCGCCAUUAAUGCUGGAUCCACCAUCUCCACCACAAUCACACCCAUCCUCCGUGAGGAUGUGCACUGCUUCGGUGAUAAAAAUUGUUUUUCAUUGGCCUUCGGUGUGCCAGCUGUGCUGAUGUUGCUAUCCGUAGUGAUCUUUGUAGCCGGCCGGAAAUUGUAUGUUGUUAAGCCACCUGCUG
Messenger RNA from Rhagoletis zephyria (snowberry fruit fly), 1041 nucleotides. Its product is annotated as peptide transporter family 1-like. NCBI's taxonomy places the organism in Eukaryota, Metazoa, Arthropoda, Insecta, Diptera, Tephritidae. Gene Ontology annotation, biological process: oligopeptide transport; transmembrane transport. The record is from RefSeq and is a predicted model, not a curated record. Gene Ontology annotation, cellular component: membrane. Gene Ontology annotation, molecular function: transmembrane transporter activity.